AUGCCAAAUCCAGAACCCAUUCCUCUCAUACUCCAAACAAACUGUCAUGAGAAAACUGUAACAUUUUUGGAUAACAAUAAUGUCGAGAAUACUAAAAACAUUCGGGUGACGUCAAAUAUAACAAUAUCACCGAUCGAUUUAAAGAUGUUUAAAGUCUCGCAAUCAAGUACACCUAAAAUAAAGCUAGAAAUGUAUCAGAGAAAAGUAUCAAGUGCACAUCACGUCAGUCAGUCCAGUUGUGAUUACGCAAUGGCAGAUGACAUUUCCACUGUAAUUCCAAGUAUUAACCACAAUGACGAAAGAAUUAUGACUAGAAUCCGUUCGUGUAAGAAUAAUAAGAAAGUAUCUGCAGAUGAAACCAGUCUUACAGAAAAUGAAAUAGAGGAAUCAGGAGACGAUUCGGAUAAAUCUUACAAAGCUACAGAAUCUGACAAUGAAUCCAUUGAGAAUGAAAGCGAACUAUGCGAAGAUCAGUCUGAGGAUGAAAAUGGAGACAAUGACUUACACAAUAGUAAUUUACCUCCUAGAGUUAGUCAGGGAUCUCAAAAUACUUCAUCGUCACUUAUAAACUCAUUCAACAUGCCCGGAAAUUCUGGAUGGGAUGACAAUGACGUGAUCGCUGAAUUGACAUGUAACAAAGGGAAUUCAAAAAAAGACUUUUGUAUUUUUUGUAAAGAAGAAAUCUUGAAAAUUGCUCGUCAUUUCGAAAUUAAGCAUCGUGAUGAACCCGAAGUUCAAAGUUUUUUAGAUCUGAAAAAAAAAUCAGCUGAACGUAGGCGUGCAAUUGGAAUGUUACGAAAAAAAGGAAAUUUUGAAUUUAAUAAGAAACAAACGUACAAUCAUAAAGAUCAUAAACCUGGUGUGAUUAAAGUUGUAAGAUGUCCCAAUCAAGAAAGCAAACAAUCUGGUGGGAAUUUUGCACCAUGUUCAAAUUGCAAAGGAUGGUAUACAAAAAACAAUCUUCGUCAUCACUACCCUGCUUGUAAGGGUAAUGCUGCCAAUAGUAAAGGUAUUCUUGCUAAAGCACGUAAGCUACAAGGGCAAAUACAUCAACGUGCUUCCAAAGAUAUGCGUUAUAAAAUUCUACCCGCAAUGAAGUUAAAAAAUCACGUUCGUCUCAUCAGAUAUGAUUUAUUGAUUAUUUUAUUUGGUAACGAAGAGUGUAUGAAGUAUAAAAAGCGUAAUCUCGCUCAAAUGAUUCGAGGAAAAUUAAGCUUAAUUGCACGAUUUUUUACGGUAGUGAAACGAAAAGAGCCUACUGUUAGUGACUUUGCUUCUAUAUUUGAUCCGAUAAAAUAUCAUGCAGUUAUUGACGCGAUCAACGAGUUUGCUGGCUUGGAUGAAGAAUCUGGGUAUUAUCAAGUCCCGUCUAGAGCUUCCGAAAUUACUACCAAUAUUAACAAAAUGGGACAGAUAUAUAUUAGUGAAUGUAUUAUUAACAACGAAGAUGAAAAAAAACAAAAGGUUGAAAACUUUUUACUUCUAUGCAAACAAGGAUUUGCCAACAUCAUUAAUAGAACUGUGAUGGAAACCCGAAUAAUGCAACAACGUCAAAAAGUUAUCGAACUACCUCGAACAGACGAUAUACAGCGAUUAUCUGAGUAUUUAGAUAAAAAAAUCAGCAAAAAUCGUAAAAAAUUGAAGACCAACUUUAGUAAACUCGUAUGGCGUGAUCUAGCUGAAGCAUUAUUAGCGCAACUGCAGUUAUUUAAUCGAAAACGUGCGGGGGAGUUAGAAAGAUUUGAAAUUCAGGAUUACGAAAAAAUGACAUUCAUCACAGAAAAAGACGAAGGUUAUGAAUUACUGUCUGAGUCAGAUAAAAAAGCAGCCAAAGAAUAUGGUCGUGCUACAAUAUGUGGUAAACUACAUAAAAAUGUGCCAUUGCUGCUUAAUUCAAAAGUUCGAAAAGGUCUUAUUGAGUUGUUGAAAUUUCGUACUGAGGCAGGAUACUGUUUUAAGAAAAUUUUCGGAAGAAUGUGGAGCUGA
Microplitis mediator is the source of this 1986-nucleotide messenger RNA. RefSeq lists its product as uncharacterized. Lineage: Eukaryota; Metazoa; Arthropoda; Insecta; Hymenoptera; Braconidae. The transcript has 5 exons. The coding region runs from base 1 to 1986 and encodes 661 amino acids. The record is from RefSeq and is a predicted model, not a curated record.